GAAUCAUGGAUGUGCACUGCUGAGGAGUCGCAUACUAGGAUGAAUCGGCCAUCCAGUGCUCCCAGGUUUUCCAUGGUGGUCUAGCUUCAACUAACUCAUGAUUUCAAUCAGUGAAAAAUCUGUUUGUAAAAGUUUGUUAAUUUAAGCAGCGCAUUUUACAAAAGUUGUUGCUAUAAUUUGGGGAUGGCCCAAUGGAUGGUUGGCAAGUCAAUCUCGAAAGACCAGUUAAAUCGUUUGCUUGAGCAUAAGUACCACUGUGAAGGAGAAAGCAUAUGUGACAACCUACUUAAGGACUUUUGGCGGAUAUCUUCUCUGUAUAUACCGAGAUAUAUUGCUCCAAAUACUCUCACAUUACUUGGUUUUCUCGCCAAUGUAUUUGCUUUAUGCUUGCUUUUGUCUUAUGGGGUAUGCGAAUGUAUCAAUCACAUUUUUUAAGGCUUGUUUCUUCACGUCGUUGGUGUUUGUAGUGUGUGUAUUCGCGUAUCAAACUUUAGAUGCCUUAGAUGGCCUACAAGCUCGCCGUACAGGGUCGUGCUCUCAGCUUGGUGAACUGUUCGACCAUGGUUGUGAUGCUUUAUCCACAUGCAUCCUCCCCAUAAGUUAUUUCAUCAUCAUUGGUUUUGAUGACUGGCCUAUGUUGAUGUUCAUACAAUACUUCUGCAUCCAAGCUUUAUUUUAUGUAGCCCAUUGGCGGUGUUACGUCACGGGAGUUCUUGCAUUUGACCGAGUCGGAGUGACAGAGGGACUUUUAAUUGGAAUUUUAUUUGGGACGUUAUCUUCAAUAUUCGGUCCAUCUAUUUGGAGUAUAAAAGAUCCACUUCUCGGUUUGGAACUCAAGGUUGUUCAGUUCCUCGUGUUCUCUGUUGUCAUGUUUUUUCUGGCGGUUCAGUUCGCUGAUACUAUUUCUCAAGGUGGUUGUGGUAAAUACGGGACAACUGUUGCUAAUACUAGUGUACUGUUUCCAGUUUGCCCUCUUACACUUGCACUUGGUUUUCCUGUUUUGGUUGCUAUUAAUUCUCCGGUAAAUCUUUAUCACCAAUCACCUUUUAUUUUCCUGUUGGCGUUUGGGAUCGUUUCAGCAAAAGUUUCUCAACGUUUAGUGAUUGCUCAUAUGACUAAAAGUGCUAUCUAUUUGUUUGACGCGGUUAUGUUUGGGGCAGCUUUGUUAGUCAUUAAUCAAUAUUUUUCGUGUCCCUUGCCUGAAGUAUUAGUUCUAUGGAUAUCUUUGGUGAGUUAGUGUUGGUUUUCUUAAUUACCUUUAUGUGAAAAAUUUCACUGAUAAAGCGUAUACUUUUUUCUGUAUAUCAUUUAUUUGCUAACACUAUAAGCCAAUUAAACUGGGGAGUUGGGUUGUGAAAAAUCACAUGUAUGGGUGACUAUUGCGUCUCAAUGACAUGUAAAACUGAAACAUUGGAAACAUAAAAUUUCGGGUGAGCUCAUAAUAGUAAGAGAAAGCCAAGGCACAAGUUGAAUAAGCAAAAGCAAACGAGCGACUAAAAUGACCAUUAGAACCCAUAAGCAGUAGUACAUUGAAGACCUAGCAAUGACAGCGGAAAAGGCUACAACAGAACUCAAAUGGGUCAACUAUAUGAUACAAAGAAGUAACUGACAGGGAAAUAUAGUAAGCCAAAGCAACCAGCCAAAAACAAAGAAAGCGAGACAAUCACUGAGAUUCACGAACACCGGAACAGAUGGGUAGAAAAUUUUUAGAACUAAAUAGACCAGCCACACUGAACGCACCAGACAUCGAGGCAGCACACACAGACUUUAUAGCUGCUACCCCACCUACAAUCGGAGAAAUCAGGAUGGCUGUCAGACAAAUCAGGAGUGGAAAAGCAGCGGGUCCUGACAGUAUACCAUCUGAAGCACUGAUGUUAGAUAUAGAGAUGUUGCAAGCAUGCCCCUCAUUCUAUUCAGAAAGAUUUGGGAGGAAGGACAAUUGCCAACAGACUGGGAAGAAGGUACCUCAUCAAGAUACUCAAGAAAUGAGAUCUCAGCUUGUGUGAGGACUAUGGACGAAUCACACUACCAUCGAUACCAGGAAAAGUCCUCAACAGAGUGUUGCUGAACCGGAUGAAAGAUCCAGUAGACUCCCUGCUUCGAGAUUGAUAGGUCGGAUCCCGUAAGGAUCAGUCGUGCACAGACCAAAUCAUGACACUACAGGCGAUCGUCAAACAAUCAUUUGAAUGGAACUCGUCACUAUACAUCACUUUCCUUGACUAUGAGAAGGCGUUUGACAGCGUGGAUAGGAGAACACUAUGGAGUACCUGAGAAGAUCGUCAACACUAUCCGGAAUUCAUAAGACGGACUGCAAUGCAAAGUCGUGGAUGGAGAACAGCUGACAGAUGCAUUUUAAGUAAGGACCGGAAUCAGACAAGGCUGAUUACUCUCUCACUUUUUCUUCUUGUGGUUAACUGGAUUAUGAAAAUCUCUACAUCUGAGGGGAAGCACGGAAUGCAAUGGACAGCUUGGAUGCGAUCAGACUAUUUGUGCUUCACAAAUGGUCCAUCCCUUCUAUCCCACACACGUGCAGGUAAAGACAGCCAAUGUUGCAGCAGUAGGCCUCAACGUAUACCAGGGAAAAAUCAAGAUGUCGAAAUAUGACACAGUCAGCACCAACCAAGUCACGUUUGAUGAAGUAGCUCUGGAAGAGGUGGAACGUUUUACGUACCAAGACAACAUCAUCGAUAAGCAAGAAGGGUCUGAUGCAGAUGCAAAGUGAGGGUAGCAUUGCUGCAACUAAAGAACCUGUGGAACUCUGAACAACUGUCUGCAAGCCAACGUCAAAUAAUCCUCAAUAGGAACGUCAAGACAGUUCUACUGUACGGAGAUGAAACGUGGAGAACUACUAAAACCAUCAAAAAAGUUAAACUAUUUCUAAACAAUUGUGUACAUAAGAUACUCAAUGUCCAUUGGUCGGAUACCAUCAUCAAAAAUCUACUAUGGCAGAGAAAAAACCCAGCUAUUAUCUGAAGAGGAAAUUAGGAAAGGAUGCCGAAGGUAGAUAGGACACAUAUUACGGAAGUGAUCAAAGGCAAAAGGAAAAGAGACAUACCAAAAAACACAUUGCGCUGGGAAUGGGAGAUAGUGGUCAAAAGAAUAAAUAACACUUCGAAACAACUGGAAAAGAGAGCUCAGGACAGAGUUGGUUGGAAAAUCCUGGUCGUUGGCCUAUAGUCAAUUCGGUAAGAUAAUUUAAAUUGCCAAAUGCUAAAAGACAUUUUUAUUCAGGAAGUGAUUUCUUCGGCCAUUGACUCACCAUUUGUGACAUAAGCUUCUUCUUUAUUAGAAAUAUUUGAAGUGGUCAACAUUUUAGACUAUUCAAUUGGUCCAUCCGCUGAGCACAGUAUAAAUAUGUUAACUAAGGAUAGAUAGCGCUACUCUAACUGUGCAAAUUUACUUAAUAAAGAGACUGAGAUAAUGUAUUUAGAAAAACUCACUGCAUAGCGCAGUCCAAAAACAAAGUUUUCUUUGGAGGAUAGUAGUGACACCUUUGCUAUCCUUACACUGUCCAAUCAAGGUUUUCGGAAGACGACAGUCUGUUUAGAUUUCAUUCUAAAAAGAGUGCGUUUUUUGUGUUAUCUAAACCAGUCAGAUAACGUUCUAUCCAGAGACAAGUUCCUCACAAUUUAUGAUUACUUUCAAAAGUAUAUUUAUCAGUCAUUUAACUAAACGCAACUUAAAACCUGCCAUAUUUGUACAACAAUUCAAGCUGCCAUACCCUAGUAGCAUAGCGAGAUAAAAUUGUCAGCGAAAAUCCUAAAGUGGUAGAAUCGACGGUAAUAGGAAAGAUUAAUCAUCGAAGAUACGAUUCCAGUAGAAAAUAUAAAUCACUGGAAUAAAUAAAUUUAUAAGGCAUUUAGAAACCUAGGUUCUGAAUGGAGACCAAAAAGUGAAGGUAUCUGUGGGACUGUCAAAAAAUUUUUUAAGCCCCAUCAUUUACAGUCUAACCACUGGAUACGGCAAUCACGUGGACCCUAACCAGGUAGUCUACACCUACACUUACAUGGCUUAGCCCAACAGUCCAUGUCUUCACGGACUGGUCACACGUCUUGGCUUGCCCACCCGUAGCUAUCUUCCAACCUAUACCAGCCAUCGUCUACCGUUGUGGUAGUCAGUGGAUUGGCAUGCGCAAUAUAUGUCCUAUUCACUAUGUCAUUCGAUAUACCCUAUUUACCUGUGGGACGAGAAGAUGGAUAUUGAAGAGCGAAAAUCCUUUCGAGUAAUUUAAAUAUAAUUUCAUUAUAUUUUUUAAUUAGCAUACCUUAAAAAAUAAAAUCUCAAUCGAAAUAAGUUACUAUUUGCUUAUUAUUUAUAAAUUCUAGACAUUUGGAGCUGUGAAUAUCAUAUUAUAUGAUGCUGAUGUAUGCAUACAGUUGGCUGACUUUCUUAAUAUAUAUAUAUUCCGUAUUGGUCGACCAUCAUCUAUGCGUCACAAUAAUAAAAAUACACCCGUAAAGUCGUCAGUUCAAGACAACACUUACAAAAAUUCACUUCGUACACGAAAUAGUUCUCGUAAUUGAUAAUAGUUAAGAAAUUUUUUUACCAGGUACUUUGUAUUUCUGUUUUCUCCUAAAUUUACCAUUGGUACAUAUGAAUGUAUACAUUACAAAAUUAUACACAAAAAACUUUCAUUUAAUUUUGACUCAUUCGAAUAUAUAUAUCUUUUUAUGUGUACAGUAAGAAGUAAUCGGAAUCUCAGUUUUGCUUAUUAUCCUCAGAACAUCGUAAUUCACGAAAUGAUUGAAUUGAAAAUCAGUUUCGUUUUCCGCUGUACAAAAGUUUCUAUUUAUGCGGUUGACAAAGUCCGCGUGGUUUGUAAUUUCCAUGGCUCAAGAUACGUAUGAACUUUUACAAUUGAGUGCAUAAUUUCCACCUAUUUAUCUUUCCCUUUUUCUUAUCGUGUUUUUCUUUAUUACUUACUUUCCUUGUGUUUUGCGCGCCACUUGUACCAGUCAAAUUAGUUUAUUUUUAUAAUUAUUUAUUUAUUUCUCUGAAAAUAAAGAUCCACAUUUACGAUUAUCUGUUUCCCAUUUGUCUUAAGAUUAUGUUGUAUAUGUGUAUACAUCAAAUCCAUUAUUAAUUCCUGUUAAAAUAAAAAAAGAUAACAUAUGCCUGGUUUUCUUUAUACAUACCAGGUUUCAAUCUACGUAGCUUUCUGUUUUGAGUUUUUGUGUGUAUUUGUAGGCAUUGUUGAUUAUUGUACUUUUUUUCUUAGAUAUUUCCCAUAUCAUGAUUUACUUUUAUUGUCUGUAGAGUUUUUUUUGCAUUAGAGUUUUAUCAAGCGGAUGUGCCAUGCAAUUAUCAGUUGAUAGUAAAGCUAAUUGACACAUACGUUAUUUUGUGUAUGAGGAUAUCGGUGACUUAUCCUUCUGCUCUUUCUUUGUAAGCAAUUAUUUAGUAGUUUCUGUAGUGCCAACAGUCCAUUUCACGUACAAUCUUUACAUAUUAUAAGAAAAAUAUACGUAAUAAAUGCGGUAGAAUUAUGUUCCAGGCUUAUUGGUCAUAGUAGUACUAUUAGCGUAUAUGUAUGUAUGUAAACCUGUCUAUCUCUUGGCUUUUAGUGAUAGGUUUUAUUUACAAAACGUAAACAGAUUGCUAAACAGUACAAAAAGAACACGGUUUAUAGAAUGAAAUAAACUCAUUGUAUGUACGAUUAGUAAUUAUAUAAGUAAUAAUAAAAUUAUAAACAUGGUACAUGAACGAAGAAUAUUAUUUUCAAUGAAUUCUCUUCAGGUUCUACAGUUAUAUAUCCCGAUUAAGACUCUAAAAGUGGACUAGGUUUAAGGCAAAGUACAUCGUUUCGAAAUUAUAGCAUGUGAGUUUAAAAUUGAUCAAAGAUGGAUAGUGGCUAGCAGUGGAAUCCAGGACGCGCGUUUCGUCCCGUUUGGGACUUGUCAGCUGGAUGUACCCGUACCUCAUAGUUGAUGUUCACUCUGGGACUCGAACUCAGUACCGUUCGCUUCAAACGCCAUCGCGUUAUCCACUUAGCUACUGAGUCCACUUGCUUGUGCAAUGGGGCGAAGUUUAAUUCACUUUGUAUUGUUUUACUUGAAUCUUCCCAUUGAUGUUUUAGGACUGAAAUUGAUCAGUCUCUUAUUGGUAUAUGUGCCAACUGUGCGUAUGCCUCGAUAUUGCCUUAAUUUACAAGCAUUAUAAGCAAAGACGAGUUCCAAACAGGACGAAACGCGCGUCCUGGAUUCCACUGCUAGCCACUAUCUAUCUUUGCUUAUAAUGCUUGUAAAUUAAGGCAAUAUCGAGACAUACGCACAGUAUGCACAUAUGCCAAUAAGAGACUGAUGAAUUUCCGUCCUAAAAUAUCAAUGGGAAGAUUCAAGAAAAACGAUACCAAGUGAAUUGAGUUUAAAAUUGUUUGUAUUGUUAAAUAAAAUGAAAUCAUCAAUAUUGGGAUGACUGAUAUGAAGUGUUGAUUUCAAUAAGCUUAUACGCUAUUACUACUAAUAUAAUGCUUGCUAACGUUUUGGAGAAGUUUAUUCACCAUCAAUCUCUUUAUACUAAUUUGUAAUUCAUUCAUAUCAUUCUGUGUAUUACGUGAUUUUUAAUUUGUAAUUACAUUAUUCUCUCUCAACCCAUGCUAACUAUGUUUAUUCUGAUCAUUGUUUAUCUCACAAUUUCAUUUUAUGUAUAAACCAAAUCAAGUCAACACUUCAUAUGAGUCACCUAAACAUUAACGAUUUUAUUUUAUUUUACAAUCCUUAAUUCAUAUGCUGUGAUAUUUAAAUUAUUUAUUCUGCCAUAAACCUAACCACUUUUUGGAUAAUUAAUUUGGGUAUAUAAUUGUUGAACCUGAAGAGAAUUUAUUGAAAAGACUCUUCUUUGUUCACGUGUCUGUGCUUUAAUAUGAUGGGAAUUUUCCGGUAAAGAAAAAUCUAUUCUCUAAUAACAAUUAUAAAUAAGGGUUUAACAUAAUCAGUGGUGUUUGGAUGAAUUUUCGAAAUGGAACUAAAGUUCAAGAGGAACAUGAUACAGGAAAUAUGAUUAAAUAUAGUUAACAUUGAUUAAUAUGUAUAGAGGUUAAUAAUAAUAAUGAUGAUAUAGAGAAAUAGGGAUGAUGUUAUGCUUAAUAAUAAUUAAAUCGUAAGAAAGAGUGACGAAAUUAUAAUCAAAAUGGUUGUAUGAUCACUUAACAAAGAAACCAAGUCAUAUUUAUGUGAGCAGUGACAAAAUUGUUUCGUAGGGGUUAUUUACUUGAUUACAAUUAUAGUCAUCAUGGCAGAAGGUAUAUCACGCCGACUUUCCGUAAACAGGUUGGAAAGUUACUGAGAUGCUAUCUUCAAUGAACCUCCUUUUCAUCCUGUAUGUAUUAUGUCAGAUAUUAGUAACCAAAAAGUCAUAACUUAUUGAACAUAUAAAUUCAUAAGUACAGCUCGGGGAUACUAUAGGACCAAUGAUACAUGGGAUAAUACAUGACGUCAUAUUAUUAAGCUACGUUCAGUUGCCUUUUCAUCCUAUCAUAUCAUUUUACUAAUUUCCUUCCCCACUCUACAUAUGUGAAAUGUGAUGACUCAAAUCGAUACAAAUCGCACACUGCAUGUCGUACUGAACAUACUUCACGUAAAUUUAAUACAUACUGAAAGUAAUCAAUGUUAUUCUAACUAGAAUAGCACAAAAUAAAUAUCUCACGGAUUAAUCAUCAUGUAGAAUUAAAAACAGAUUCAAUGUUGAGCAAGAAUCACAAUGAGUUAAAAGUGUGAUUAAGCCUUUUCAUCCUAUCAUAUCAUUAUACUAAUUUCCUUCCCCACUCUACAUAUGUGAAAUGUGGUGACUCAAAUCGAUACAAAUUGGUGACAGAUAAUAUGUUAAUUAUACCUCAUUGAUUGAGAAAGUAUUCAUUUGAUUUACUCCUCAAUUAUGAUACUUUUGUUCGUUAUACUGUCAACUGACUUGUUCCAUUGUUUGGUCUGAUGGAAACUAGCCUUAUGAAAAUGAAUUUCAUUUUGUAGAGGCAUUGCAUAUACAUUAUGUGUUGAACUGGCCACCUCCCAGCUUUCUCUACACCAUAGACGAGUCGGAAAAUAAUUAUCUAUGUACAUAUUCCUGUGAAUGCAUUUCCAACACACACAUACACGCAUAAGCCAUUCAAUCAGGUGUUUGAACAUAGGAACACUAAUUGGGUUGUCGUCAAUGCUCACAAUUAUGUACUGACGAACCUGCGCAUUACUAACCGGUAUUCCUAAUGCACGUCAGCAAUCAUACACAGACGACGAUGGUUGAAUAUAGAAUGUCAUCGAGAACUCCUAACUGAGGAAUGUUGGUUUUCACGAUCAUAAGGCGAAACUGCUCCCAGUGAUGUGUCGAAUAGUCAGUGUACAACAGACAGACAGACUAACAGCAUGACAUGUAUUGCUAGCUGGUGUAUGAGUAGACCGGAAGCAAGCUCAUCAUCGCUAUUAGUGGUUGGUGACGUUGAGUGAUAUAAGUCAGGAUUGGUCAUGAUAGCUUAUAUGUAUUCGCUGCUUACCUUCUCCUAAAUUUCUCUUUUCAGUGUUUCUAUACACACCUUCUCAUUGCUUCUUCUCAAACCAUAUUCUCGAUGUCUAAUCUCAUAAUGAAAUAGGUAAUACUAUUAUCUUCCCUUCUUAUUAAUUGCAUCUCACUGCACCAAUGUAGUAUGUCAACCGUAGAUGAUGCAUGUUAUGUCAGGUUGUAAAUUGAUUAUAAGCGAGUUUGUGAUGUGAAGUGUAAGAAUAAUAUUUUAGUAAGGGG
This is a messenger RNA of Schistosoma haematobium, 8727 nucleotides long. RefSeq names its product Choline/ethanolaminephosphotransferase 1. The record is from RefSeq and is a predicted model, not a curated record. The coding region runs from base 371 to 1237 and encodes 288 amino acids. The transcript is spliced from 6 exons. Gene Ontology annotation, molecular function: ethanolaminephosphotransferase activity; diacylglycerol cholinephosphotransferase activity. Lineage: Eukaryota; Metazoa; Platyhelminthes; Trematoda; Strigeidida; Schistosomatidae. Gene Ontology annotation, cellular component: endoplasmic reticulum membrane; Golgi apparatus. Gene Ontology annotation, biological process: phosphatidylethanolamine biosynthetic process.